AUGGGCUUGGAGGAUUUCGAGAAAGAGCUUGCAGCGAGCAAGAGCAAAGAAGACCGGAAGAAGCGGGACAGAAGUCGCAGUCGCGACCGGCACCACCGCUCAAGCAAACACCACACGUCACGCCAUCACCGCGACGAUCGAGAUCGAGACGGACAUCACAGAGAAAAACGAUCGCGACACCACCGAGAGACUUCUGAAGAGCGUUCACGGCGCAAGCGUAAAGAGAGAGAGCGCGACGACAAGUACGACGACCAAUCACGCCAAAAGCGCAAGGACAGGCGCAGUCGGUCACCUUCGAGUGGAGAUGAGGACCGCCUGACGCGAAAACGCAAGUCGCGUCAGUAUGAUGAGGACGAAUCCUCUGACGACGAUGCGCCGCAAGAAAAGGACUAUGCGCCCCACGACGAUGAGCUGCUCGACGAGCAACUGGAGGAGGCAGCGAGCGCUAACGUUCAGCGAGACGAUUGGAUGCAAGCACCGUCAUCUAUGGACGUGGACUACGUGCAGAGAAAGAAGAGAGAGGAGAAGACGACAUACGUCGCGGCGUCUGCAGAGAAGCAGCACGCCCUCAAGAUUCACAAAGCAGAACUGAACCACCACCUUGCCGAUUUGAAAGAAGACAAAGUGAAAACAGCACAGGAACCAGCGCAACGAGAGGUUGACUACACGUUCGGCGACUCAGGGUCACAAUGGCGCAUGACAAAGCUAAAGGGCAUCUACAGGGCAGCUGAAGAGACGGGACGAAGUGUCGAAGAUGUGGCUCUGGAGAAAUACGGCGAUCUGCGCGAUUUCGACGAAGCACGGGAGGAAGAGACCGAGCUCGACAGGAGGAACAUGUAUGGCAAUGACUACGUCGGGAAGGAAAAACCAUCUGGAGAGCUGUAUGAAGAACGCAGGUUGAAAGCUGGCCUUCACCGUGCUACACGAGAAGAUCACGAAAUGGCAGACCUACCACAGGGCGAAAUCAUACCGGACGCAAGGCCCACUACAAACACAGUCGCGCUUAGCCAGACAGAGUUGAACAAGCUCAAAGCCCAGAUGAUGAAGGCAAAGAUGAAGAAGUCUCCAGAAGCAGCACGACUCGAGGCGGAAUACAACGCAGCGAUUGCGGGCUCUGCAGGCAGUACAGAUCGUGAUGUAGUGGUUCUAAACGCCAUGGAUAACCGCAUGCUUGCUGGAGGACGUCAGGGCGAGGUCAUCUCGCUAGAGAACAAGCGAGGCGUUGAGCGUGGGUUGGUCAAGGAGAACGAGGACAUGAGCAUAGAAGACAUGGUUCGGCAGGAGCGACGCACGAAAGGCCAGAACGAGGGUCUUAUUCUUGCCGAGAAGAUUGGCAAGGAUGUCAAGUUCGAUAACGACCUCGAUUACAUGGACGAGAAUGCAACAAGACUCGCUGCCCGCGCCCCCAAGUCAUCCAUCAACCUCCGCAACCAGGCCAUUCAGGACUACCAGAAGACAAAUCGUAUCCUCGAUUCCUGUCCACUCUGCCACCACGAAGACAAAUCGCCGCCUCAACCUCCUGUCGCCCCCGUCAUCUCUCUUGGCACACGCGCUUUUCUCACUCUCCCUACGGAGCCUGAGGUCAGUGACGGUGGCGCGGUCAUAGUGCCUAUCCAGCACCGCACCAAUCUACUGGAAUGCGACGACGAUGAAUGGGAAGAGAUUCGCAAUUUCAUGAAGUCCCUCACCCGCAUGUACCACGAUCAAGGCCGUGACGUCCUUUUCUACGAGAACGCUGCCAACCCUGGGCGUAAGCUACAUGCUGCCAUGAACGCAGUACCCAUCCCGUUCGAGCUCGGCGAUACGGCUCCCGCGUUUUUCCGUGAAGCCAUCCUCACCUCGGACAACGAAUGGAGCCAGCACAAGCCUAUCAUCGACACCCUCAAGGCCUCACGGUCAGGGCUGGGUAAGCAGGCCUUCCGCAGAAGCUUGGCGAAAGAGAUGCCUUACUUCCACGUGUGGUUUGAGCUGGAUGGAGGCAUGGGUCACAUCGUGGAGGACGAGCGCAGAUGGCCACGUGCCGACCUCUUCGCGCGAGAGGUUCUCGGAGGAAUGUUGGAUGUGGGAAUCGAGAUCCAGAAGAGACAGGGACGAUGGGUCAAGGGUGAUCGUAGGCCAGAGAAAUGGAAGAAGGGGUGGAGGAAGUUUGACUGGACUCGAGUGCUUACUGAAGGGUAG
Messenger RNA from Ascochyta rabiei, 2178 nucleotides. Its product is annotated as Pre-mRNA-splicing factor cwf19. The record is from RefSeq and is a predicted model, not a curated record. Gene Ontology annotation, biological process: mRNA splicing, via spliceosome. The transcript has 2 exons. Bases 1 to 2178 code for a protein of 725 amino acids. Lineage: Eukaryota; Fungi; Ascomycota; Dothideomycetes; Pleosporales; Didymellaceae. Gene Ontology annotation, cellular component: post-mRNA release spliceosomal complex.